Messenger RNA from Colletotrichum higginsianum IMI 349063, 1398 nucleotides. RefSeq names its product Fungal specific transcription factor domain-containing protein. The record is from RefSeq and is a predicted model, not a curated record. The coding region runs from base 1 to 1398 and encodes 465 amino acids. The transcript is spliced from 2 exons. NCBI's taxonomy places the organism in Eukaryota, Fungi, Ascomycota, Sordariomycetes, Glomerellales, Glomerellaceae.
AUGUUUCGGGACUACAGCAACGGACUGGCCUCCAUCUAUCUCGUGCGCGCAGUGUGUCUGGUUGCAUGCAAGACAAGGCAAGCGGCGCCGUCUCUGCGGCUGUACGACGACGGGCCGAACCUGAGCCAGGCUAGAUUCGCGGCAAGUCUGCUGGCCGGCCUCGACGCAGCCAUGAAGGCGGAUCUCGAGCCGGAUCGCGUCACCAAAAUCCAGAUCCUGGCCCUGAUGCACCUGCACAACGACGGCCCCGGCGGGGUGGACCGCUCGUCAAGCUACCUCGCGCAGGCCAUAUGCGAGGCCUGGUCCAUCUCGCUCCAUGUCAAAGUCCCGGUCAACGCGGACCAGGAGCAAUGCGACCUGCUCUGGUGGGCCCUGCGGAACUUUGACCGACUCAACAAGCCGGUCAUGGGCGCCGCGCCUUUCAUCAUCGACGACACCGAUAUUGGAAUCGACCGCACGAAUCCGCACCAGGGCAGUUGCUACAAGUCACAGCUCAUGGCCGUGUCCCUCCGCCUGGGGGAUUUGACGACGGCGGCGACCAAGGUCUACAAAGCCAGCUCCAAGGCCACUGUCGACGACAACACCGAUUUCCCGACCUUUGCAGAACUCACCUCCGACGUUGCCCUGGACCGUUUCAACAAGUCACACAGAUCGUAUCUCCAAUUAUGGUAUCACAUUGCCGCCAUGCUCUCCUGCCGAUACAGUGGGCCGGGGAGCGUGCAGUACGCGAGACGUCUGACUUCCGCAGACUGCGUACUCGGGAUCAUUACUCAAGAAGGACCCGACGGCUUGCCGCCGCUCCCGCUAGUUCCAUAUGCCAUGUCCAUGUCUACCACUGUUAUCUACCGGGCCUUGCGGGACGGGGAGCGGCUACCUGAAGCGGCGUACAAAGAUCUCGAAGAAUGUUCUCACAACCUGGACGUCUUGAGUCAACUAUGGACUAGUGCAAAGGGCGUCGCAAAGCUUGUCAGAAAGCUGCGUCGAUACACGAUCCCAGACACGCUUAGCAGGCGCCCUUCCGAGUCCAAUGCUGCCAACCGGACCCGCAGGAGAUCCGGGCCAGACUCGAGGGAACAGAGACCAAGCGCGUGCGGUACACCAAUGUCCGGAGCUCAUCGCCGAGAUCAGGGGUUCGGCGGCUUGCAACCGCCGGCUCUCCCUAUGUCUGGUUCAGCUCUGGAUCGGGACGUCCUAGAGAGGGAAGGCAGUCAAGAUAACGAAGUUCCGCUGCGAAGCCAACACGACGAGAUUUGGAUGGACACUCACACACCACCAUACUUGGAGAUCGACAGGGCAUUCUAUGAUUUCUUUGAUUAUGGGAUGCCGAGCAUCUUCCGUGACCCGGCCACAUUGGACUUUCUGCAAGGAGACGGCUACCAGGGGACUUUGCCAUCAUAA